ACGGCGUCAGAAUUGACACUUACAUGGAGAGAAUACAACACAGCUGUAUAUGUACACUGAAGUAACACGGAAUGGCUUUAUUUUAAGCCAUUUCUUACCCCAGCUAACAUUGAAAUUAAAAGCUGGGUAGUCAAUAUUAGGUUAGCUAGCUAGUUAGCUGUUUUUCAGGGAGCUGCUGCGCUCGCAGUCAGGCUAUCCGAGCUGACAAAGAGUCGAGAAGCUGGCGAGGUGACUCAGGAUGAACCGCUUCCGAAAGUGGCUGUAUAAGCCAAAGAGGUCAGACCCACAGCUACUCGCUCAGUUCUACUAUGCAGAUGAAGAGCUGAACCAGGUGGCCUCGGAACUGGAUAGUCUGGAUGGCAGGAAGGAUCCUCAGAGAUGCACACUGCUCGUAAACCAGUUUCGCUCCUGCCAGGAUAAUGUGCUGAAUAUCAUAAACCAGAUCAUGGAUGAGUGUAUACCAGAAGACCGAGCAAACAGAGACUUCUGUGUGAAAUUUCCAGAAGAGAUCCGUCAUGACAACCUUGCAGGACAACUGUGGUUUGGUGCAGAGUGCCUGGCAGCUGGCUCCAUCAUCAUGAAUCGGGAAAUUGAAAGCAUGGCAAUGCGACCACUGGCCAAAGACUUGACACGUUGUCUGGAGGAGGUGCGCAACAUAACACGUGAUCAAGCUCUGAGAGACCUUAAUUUCUACACAGAGCGUAUGAGAGAGGCGCUACGUCAGUUUGACAGCCUUUUUGCUGAGUUUGAGCUCAGUUACGUGUCAGCCAUGGUGCCUGUGAAAUCUCCUAAGGAGUAUUACGUUCAGCAGGAAGUGAUAGUGCUCUUCUGUGAGACUGUAGAGAGGGCUCUGAAGCUUGGCUAUCUUACUCAAGACAUGAUUGAUGAUUAUGAACCUGCUCUCAUGUUUACAAUCCCUCGACUAGCCAUUGUCUGUGGCCUUGUAGUAUAUCCAGAGGGGCCCCUUAACCUGGUAAACAAAGCAGAAGAUAUGUCUGAACUCUUCCGACCUUUUCGCACAUUACUGAAGAAAAUCAGGGACCUGCUGCAAACUCUGACGGAGAAUGAGUUAACAACCCUGGAGCGGAAUCUGUGCAUCUCACAGGAUGGAGAGUUCCCCACAGGCUCUAAUAUCUCCACUUCAGAACCAGUCAGCUCAAAGAAUAAGUCUCAUCCCAAAGAAGAGUCUCAUCAGAGAGAGGAGCAAAAUGAGGUGGAUAAAGUGGUAGAACUGGCUCUGUGUGCCUCUCAGUGUGAGGAAGAUGAGGUGUGGGAAGAGAGCAAAGGCCAGCAGGAGGUCCCAAGUGAGGAAGAGGAGGAUGUGGAGGUUGACCUGGCCUGCUCCAUGCAGUAUGAUGAAGAGGAGAUAGAGCAGCUUAACAUGAUGGUGCAUCGUGUAGGUGAUCACAUGUCGACACUGCUCUCACCUCCAAGCCAGAAACCUUCUCCAAGCCACUAUCACCAGAAGAACCGGCCCAGCCUGUGUGCAUCAAGUGCACCUUCUAGUACUGAAAACUCCCCUCACAAGGCUCCUGUCACCCACCAUGAAGGGGAUGAACGGGUUUUUUUUAUGGAUGACCUGGAGGGAAUGGGUGGUGGCGGCAGUUUUGAGACUAGCUUAGAAGACGUCCUCCAAGGACAGCUAGUGUCUCCUACUACACACCUCAAACCCCUAAAGCACACCAUCUCUCUAGGUGACUCCACCUGCAGUGGUUGGACGGUGGCCUCUUCUGAACCUGGCGAAAGUUUAGACACAUUACCGUUAGUAAAUGGUUGGGAGGGACAGCAAGAAGAGGGGGAGGAUGGAGAGGAACCGGCAGAGGUCAUUGCUAACCGAACUGGAGGGAUGAAAUUGUCGGCCACGGUAAUCUUCAACCCACGCUCGCCUAGCCUGCCUGACCUGGUGGUAUUGCCACGAUCAUCCGAAGGAGCUGCCCACCGCCUGCUUAACUCCUGUGUGUGCUGUGCUGCUGGCUGUGUUGACACCUGUGACGAUUCUUCUACAUCAGAUAUCACCACUACAGAUGGGGCACUUGAGUUUGACAAGCUCAAACUAACCAUCACCAGCUCUGUUAUCCAAUCAGCAGUUGGGAGUGGUAGCGGAGGGAAGGGAGACGCACCUUUGGCCCUUCCGCCUCCGCCUGGUCCGCGAUUGCUGAAGGAGGAAAAUGAGGAGCAGCAAGCAAGGUUUUCACACUCACCCUGUUGUGAAAAGUGCCUUGCUUGUAGCUUAAGCACCUUGCCUUCACAACACAAAGACUCUGGAGAGUCAGCAAACAGAUGUCCUCGUCAGGACAGAGCCUGUCAAAGCCCAACCAGCUCUUUAGCGAAUGAAAGACUGGAAAAACAGUCCAUAGAAAACAACCACAAAUGCUCCAGUUUACAGGUGUCACCUCUCAGUUCAGACACCAGCAGUGACUGUGAGAGUGUGUCAGUCACGACAUGCAGUCUGUCCAGUUCAUGCACACCCAGUUCUGUCAGUAGUCUGACCACCAGCACUGAGAUGUCAGAGGAUCUUGAUAACCAGGAGAUUCAACUGGCUCUGCAUGCUUCUAAACUGGUUGCUCACAACAAAAUACGUGCACGUUUCCAUAGCAGUAGUGACCUCAUCCAUCGUCUGUUUGUCUGCAUAUCAGGUGUGGCUGAUCAGUUGCAAACAAACUAUGCAAGUGACCUGCGGAGCAUCCUUAAGACAUUGUUUGAGGUCAUGGCAACAAAGUCUGAUCAAGGGGACACUGAGAAGCAGAAGAAACGACCAAGAGUGGGAAGUGCUGGGUUAGAAGACUGUGCUCUUUGCCAGGAGACGAUGUCCUCAUCAGAGCUUGCAGCCAAGGCACGAGACGGACAGUUUGAAGACCCUCCUGAGUGGGUUCCAGAUGAGGCCUGUAACUCCUGCAUUGCCUGUAAGGCUCCAUUUACUGUUAUUCGGAGGAAGCACCAUUGUAGAAGCUGUGGAAAGAUCUUUUGCUCUCGCUGCUCUUCACACUCAGCCCCAUUGCCCCGCUAUGGUCAGAUGAAACCUGUAAGGGUGUGCACUCACUGCUACAUGUUUCACGUCACACCUUUUUACAGUGACAGGAAUGGUGUUUGACGGUAACCCUUCCUUGAACCAGCUUAGUACCAUCAGACAUGAACAUAAGCACAUUACCUUGCAGCAAGAUCAACUGUUUAGUUAGAACUGCAUACUUCUUUUUUAAGUUUGUAAAUAUGUGACAUUCUCAUUUAAUUUAAUUUAAACAUUUAAAUAUAAAUGCACUACUGCAUUAGUAAAGCAACCCUGAGCAAAGAACAAAUUAGCUUUAAAGUAAUAAAUAAAUAAAUUAUUUAAAGUUAAUGAAUGCCUACUGUUAAGCACAGAUGCUCUGUUCAGUAUUUGUUCCUCCCAAGUUUUUGCGAAUCUGGCAGUUACAGGUGAGCUGUGAUGAAAAGCAAAUCUAGUCUUAAUGAUUCUGUCUCAGUUGACUCUGAGAACGUCCUUAUUAUUUAAAUGAAAUGAAAUCAUUUUAUCUCUUUUGCUAUGUUUCACAGGGCUAAGAUACAUUACUGAAUGUAAAUCAUGAUAAACACAUGAGCAACUGUGACAAGUAUGAAGACAAUAAUAUUACGUUGUUCUAAUAAUGAUGUAAUAAUAGAACAUUGUUUGCACCAUUCAUUUUAAGUGUGGUCAUUAUAGCACACUAAAGAGUUUUUAAAUAAUAUUAUUGUUAUUCAGAUGUUUUUAUGUAAGAAAUGAUGCUGCUCUCUGUAAUAUAAUAUUGGGGUUUUAGGACAUGUGGAAUGGCUAAAAAUGAAAUGUACAUAUGUUGAAGUGGUUACAAUGGGAGAAGAUACUGUGCUCGUAAUAGCAAUGAAUGUGUAACCAUAUAGACGUGGAUGCUUUUUAUAUUAUUUACUGAACUGGAAAGUUAUUGCUUUUUACAGCAGCGUCUGAUCCCUGAUCUCUUUAAAUGCCCUCACUGUUCCCCCAAACCAGGUACAACCCAUUUAUUUUAAUUUCACACCAUGUGAACUGCUAAGAAGCCUGCAAACAUUUCCAUCGAAACACACUUAUGAUCAGAUUAAAAGUACAUUUUUAAAGAAGAAUUUUUUACAAUUUAAUGUUACAGGUAUAUUAAUAGAUUUGCAGAGCUGUUUUUGGCGGAACCUUACAACCCCUACCUCUUUAGUGCAGAGGACUUAUUCUCAUUGUUUUAACAUUAGCCAUGCGUUGUGAAUACUCAAAAUUCUAAUUCACGGUGACUGUGUACUAAUUUAACACACUGCCCCCUUCUGUCAACCCAGUGUCUACAAAAUUUUUCAAGCAGAAACUGCUUCUACAGAAACCAAGUACCACAGAUUGUCCUUAAAUAGUCACUUAAAAUUUAUAGUAUAGGCAAAAACUUUGCAAGCACUUAGCACUGUCUUUUUUUGCUUUUUUUAUUAAAUGUUAAAUGUAGAGAGGGAAAAAUAAAAAUUUUAAGCUCCUGAGUGGUGCAACAAAAAUUGUUUGUUUUGUCAUCUCUUUAGGCCGUUAGUUCAAGCUCCAAUAAUGCCCCUCACAAGCCAUUUAGUGAGAAGCUGUUGAAUGUUGCUUCUUGGGUGGUAGCAGUGACAUUUAUGUCUCCCUUGUGUCGUGACACCAAUCAACCCCACACUUGUCAGCUCAUGUAUGGACAAAAACAAUUAGCACCUCAUCUAAAGCGCAUUGAUUUGCCCAAUUACAUUGCGAUUACAUCCAGCUUAACUAAAGAGAGAAUAGGGCAGGGGAAAAAAUAUUUAGUAAUUGUUUAAGGAUAAAUAUUACUUAAAUAAAACACUUUAUUAAGAUCUGGUUCAUUCAUUUGGC
Trichomycterus rosablanca is the source of this 4825-nucleotide messenger RNA. It is a transcript of the gene zfyve28, whose product is annotated as zinc finger, FYVE domain containing 28. The record is from RefSeq and is a predicted model, not a curated record. Gene Ontology annotation, biological process: negative regulation of epidermal growth factor-activated receptor activity. NCBI's taxonomy places the organism in Eukaryota, Metazoa, Chordata, Actinopteri, Siluriformes, Trichomycteridae. Bases 239 to 3091 code for a protein of 950 amino acids. Gene Ontology annotation, cellular component: early endosome membrane. Gene Ontology annotation, molecular function: metal ion binding. The transcript is spliced from 14 exons.